This is a messenger RNA of Spea bombifrons (plains spadefoot toad), 1326 nucleotides long. It is a transcript of the gene DSCC1, whose product is annotated as DNA replication and sister chromatid cohesion 1. The coding region runs from base 5 to 1177 and encodes 390 amino acids. The record is from RefSeq and is a predicted model, not a curated record. NCBI's taxonomy places the organism in Eukaryota, Metazoa, Chordata, Amphibia, Anura, Pelobatidae. The transcript has 9 exons. Gene Ontology annotation, biological process: mitotic sister chromatid cohesion; maintenance of mitotic sister chromatid cohesion. Gene Ontology annotation, cellular component: chromosome, centromeric region; chromatin; nucleus.
AAUCAUGAGUCGGACGCCAGAGGAAGUAGAGGCCACUCUGCAGAUUGCCAAGCUGGAUGCGGAGGACCUGCGCAGCACCGUGCACUGCCUGUCAUUCAACCAAGCCUUUGAUUCUGGGGAAUACACCUUGAUGGAGCUUGAUGACACGCUAUGCAAAGAGAUUGAAACUGGCGGCAGUCUUGUUAUCCGAGGGGACAAAAAUGACCAUGCUGUUCUUUGCAGUCAAAAUAAAACCUAUGAUCUAAAGAUUGCAGACACUUCGAAUCUGCUGCUUUUUAUACCUGGAGGCAAAACCUCAGACCAGUUGCCUGCUGACCAGAAAGAGCUUAAUGUCGUUCAAUGUGAGAUUGCUGGAUUCUCUAACCACUACUGGGAACUCAGACGGUGCCGACCCAAGCUUAAAAAACUCAAGAAACUUCUAAUGGAAAAUACGUAUGAAGGACCAGAGAAUGAAAGUGAAAACAACAAAGACCUGCCGCUGUACGCCACAAAUGAUCUUCUGGAUCAAAUUCAAGCAAGCAGUGAAGAGUUGAUGAACCAUUUGAAAAUUAUUCAUGCGUGUAAUAUUAAAGGUUUCUGGAGAGUUCUGGAUUUUGAUUACGAAAUGAAGCUUCUGAAUCAUGUUACCCAGUUAGUAGACUCGGAGUCUUGGUCCUUUAGCAGAGUUCCCCUGAAGGUCUGUCUUCAGGAGCUCGGCAUGCUGGAGCCGGAGGAAAUGAUUGAACACUGUUUACAUUUCUACGGGAAGACAUUCCUUGAUGACGGCGAAGUGUAUUUUGCUCUGGAUGAGGAGAAGAUCUGCCGAGCUACAGCCCAGAUGCUCUUACAGAACGCAGUGAAGUUUAACCUGGGAGACUUUCAGGAAGUAUGGCAGCAAAGCGUCCCGGAGGGCAUGACCACACGGAUGGAUCAACUAAAGGGUUUGGCCUUGGUGGAUCGAACGUCUAGACCAGAGACCAUCUUUUUAUUAAAAACCGAGGACUUGCCUGAGGACACCCAAGAGAGGUUCAACAGCUUGUUUACAAUGCGAGAGAAGUGGACAGAAGCUGAUAUUGCCCCGUAUAUCAAGGACUUAUGUGGAGAGAAGCAAACCAUCGGGGCACUGCUCACUAAAUACGCCCGAUCGUCUGUGCAGAACGGUGUGAAAUUAUACAAUUCCCGACGGCCACUUUUCUAACUUAACAUUCUUGUCAUCCUUACGAAUUUUGUAAAAUAUGUAUAUGUGCAUUUUUUAUACACCGGUUUUAGGGUGUAGUGUCAGUUGGUUAUGGAGUAUAAUAUAAGUUACAGAAUGCCCUGUAUUUUUUAUAAACAUAUUUGCCAAUU